Schistosoma mattheei is the source of this 3246-nucleotide messenger RNA. NCBI's taxonomy places the organism in Eukaryota, Metazoa, Platyhelminthes, Trematoda, Strigeidida, Schistosomatidae. The record is from the annotation of a GenBank genome assembly.
UAAUUUAAACAUAUUACUCCCAUCCAUUGUUUAAAAAUUUGACCGUCUUCACUUCCAGGCGUUUAGAUGGUGUAUACUCCCUACAAAUUGCGGUUCAUACGAAAUACAUGAGCAUUUACGUAAUAACCGAUUAACAAUCGUAGCUAUGUCUAUAACUGUCAGCUAUUAAGGAGAGGAAGUAGCACUUAUAACAUGCAGUUUUUAGCGUUCAGCUUCCGGUUAACAAACAACACAAGCAGCACUGAGUGACGGACUGCAUACAUAUAUAUUGAUAAUCUUUAUUUUUAAAAGACCUAAUAUUCUACAGCGUUCAAAUACGUUUUCUCCUGUAUCGAGUGUAAAACCACAUUCAUCCUAUAGCACCUCUCUUUGUCUAGUUUUAUAUAACAUAUUAGGCCGCAGUAUGCUACGGUUUAAUAUAGAUCUUUUCUACACAAAUUCUAUUUCCUUCUAUAGCUCGACUUUUAGCUUCUUUUAUAAGACGUUUGAAGAGCAAUAUAACGCUGAGUUGCUACACUUCACUCCAGCAAAAUCAGAAGUAUGACUUGUAAAAUUGAGGUGACAAGUACAAAGUUUCGAUUUUCGAAUGAUGGAAUCGCCUACACGUAUAUAUCUGUACGAUCCUUGUCCUGUAAACUAGCUUUUACUGACUUACCACACUAACUUGUGUAAAACGUGUGAGAUUAGUACAUUUAUAGCUUGUCUCACGAAAUUCAACUUUUCUUUCUCACUUGCUUUCUCUUAACAACACUAUCAUGCACUCAAUGUUACUAUUGCUUUAUCCUUUGGUAAUUUCGAUAGUAGGAGUACUUUACAUUAAAAUUAUUAUAAAUCGUGGUAUGCUCUACGAAUUCUUUGACUAAAGGGAACUUCAAAAAGGAUCUGAAGCUCUGGAUGUUGAAGUUCAGCAUGCAUCAGAAGAAAUUUUGGAAUUCAAGCAGCUCAUUGUUUCAGAUUCCGAUUUACGAAAUAAUAUGGACGAUACUCAAUUGUUUUCUCUUUGUUCUGAUAAAACCAUUGGACUCCCGGAUGAACUAAUUGCUUAUCAAUUGGAGUUAACAAAAAAAGUAUCCAAUUUGAAACAACAAAUUAAAACCUACUUAGACAGACACAAGCCGUCUUUACUGCAGUUUAACAAUAUACUGGAUAGUUUAAAUGAUCAUAAGCCGUUUAUUCUAAAUGGUUCCAAGAUGAGAUUUCUGCAGUCAGGAAACAUAUUGUCAUCAUAUUUAAAUGACGAUACCAAGGAAGAACCAAAACAAAUAGAUGGCAAAUUAAAUUUUCAUUUAUUUCUGCGCCAUUCAAUGAUGCUUUUACAAAUGGCUAUCAAAUCUUACAAUCCUUGUUUUACAGAUGAUAAAUUUCAAGAAUUAUCUUCUUCACAGUAUAGUUCAUUGAAUCAAAAUAGUUCAUCAGAUUGUCUUACUGUGUUUAAACAAGCUGUUGGUCAGUUUUACUCUCAAACAUCUAUCGAUUCUAAUUUUUCAACACAUUCUGAGAAGGAACUCUGUCAGUUAAUGAAAGAAAUGCAUAGUACUAUUGAUAAAUUACAAUUGGAACUAAAAGAUGAGUGGCUUCGGGAAUCACAACUGAAUAUAAAAUUUCCAGAACUUUCAGCGACCUAUUCGACCAUAUCUCAACCUUGUAUUUCUUACGAAACAGGUGAUAAGUAUGAUGUAAAUAACAAGUCUAAUAACACUUUUGAUAUAUCAGCGGAGAGUACCCUAAAUAAAACAGAUGAAGCGUUACCUAUACAUGAACCUUCUCACCAGUUAUUUAAAAAGUCACCAACAAGGAAUAAUUUACAGUUCAACUUUCCUGAUGAAUCCGCCUACAAGCAUUCAACAUCAUCACUUAAAUGUAAUCCAGUUAACGAUCCUAGAAUGAACUUCCUGGGUCUAAAGAAGGGAAACUAUUUGAAAGUUGAUCAUACAACUUCUAAUUCGUUAUCUUCACCCCGCACGCGGGAAAUUGAAAAUACUUUGCAAAAUCUAAGUAUAAACUCACCAGAAAAUGUUCUUACCGAUGAAAAGUGUACGGAAAUUAUGUCCAGUACAACCGAUAUGUUAAAAAUGAAGGGACUUGAUUAUUGUGAAGAUAUUUUGAAAACCCAGUUUCCUGUCACAUCAUUAGUUCCGCAUAAACCACCUUCAAUAAAAUAUUCUUUAAAAGAUCUAUCCAAUAUACCAGUAUCUAUACCACCUACUUUUCAGUCAUUCUCUUCUACUAUGGAAUUAAAAGGAUCUCACUUGUGUAAUCCGACAAAUAGCAGCUUCAAUCUAAUUGAUGAUGAUCUGGAAUUUGUCAAUGAUCUGCUUCCAUCGUCUCCAAACUGACGACAGUGAUGAUUCUCUCAUUUCCAUAUGUUGUAGUUAUUCAUUUUAUUUGCCUGCUAAUGUAUAAUUUUCUUCCAUAUAAAUGGUGAUAAUGACAGUUAAGAAAUAAAUAUUAUCAUGAUACACUAUUUUCUGUAUGUACUACAUGUGAAAUUAAAAAUGAAUGAUGUCUACUACCAGAAUACUUUGUAUUUAACAGAAGUAUCAGUUAACAAUAAUAUCCUCUCAAACUUUAAUGUUACAAAAUUUGCGAAAUCUUAUUUGUAAAUUAUGAGUUUUUUGUAACAUUCAGUUUUAUCUUAUUUAAUCGAAAAUUUUAUGUCUGUUUUCCAUAACUUUAGAGUUAAGUAUACCAAUUAAUUACAACUGAUAUGGUCCACCUAGCCUAGUUUAGGUACAGGAAGCUACGUAAGAUCUUUUAUUCACGUCGCAAAUGAAUCAAACUAUCUGAUUUUAACAUUGUCAUUAUUAUAUUUUACGCUAAAUAGUACCGUCAAAUCCAGGCAAACUGAGUUUGCAAAGUACUAUACCCAUGUUAGUUGUUCAAAGCUAAUAAAUUUAUGCCUUCUGGAAAAUUUUAUUCACUGUGAGACUUCUCUAUUCUUAGACUUAUGCAUGAAGUUGCAACUCAUUGUUUCUAUCAUUCAAAUCUUAAUGUGGGUCGAUCCUCUUGAGAUAGAGGCAUGUAAAACAUUGGUUAGCCCUAUUGAAAAUAUAAAAAUUUCAGGUAGGAUCAGGUUGCAUGACCUCAUGUUUUUUCAAACCAACUUCAGGCUUAUGUGAGGUUGCCUGGUAAUACCAUCCUUUUUCCCUGUUUUGCUUUGUUUGGUUUUUCCAAGAAUGUCUGAAAUAAAUACAUAUUUGCGAUUUAAAUCUUUUACCUUUCUACAUUUAGUAUAUGAUGUCAUUG